Messenger RNA from Aspergillus steynii IBT 23096, 2200 nucleotides. RefSeq lists its product as uncharacterized. The record is from RefSeq and is a predicted model, not a curated record. The coding region runs from base 90 to 1964 and encodes 624 amino acids. The transcript has 2 exons. NCBI's taxonomy places the organism in Eukaryota, Fungi, Ascomycota, Eurotiomycetes, Eurotiales, Aspergillaceae.
UGGAUCUGUCCUCGAGUGGUCGCCUUGACUGCGCGCCAAGUGAAGUGACCUUAACGUCUUCUUUUAGACCGCGCGCAACGCCGUCCGCCAUGUUGGACGAGCUAGACAACGUGUUUGAUGACCAUCCGUCCCUGGAUGCGUCGCUAGAAGAUUUCGAGAAUGCCAGCAACUCGCACAGGUCGCCCGUCUUCGGUCUGCCGUCUCAACAUUCCGGCUUUCGCUCCGAGGAUUCCGAGCCCGAGGACGAGGACACGACACCCCAGGCCGAGCGCUGGUCGCCUCCCGGCUUUCGCCGCUAUGAUUACGUCCAGGGCAGCGGGUGGUAUCGCCAUCAGCCCUAUUCGCGCGCCAUCGAUCAUGACCGUCUGGGGUUGAAGCCGACGGUAGGGCUGAGCCCGUCGCAAUCGCGCGAGCCGAGUCCUCAGUAUGAGGAUGCGCUCGAGGGCACGACGGCUGUGCAACGAAGCACGUCGGCAGAUACUGGGGUGGCAACGAUCGCGGCCAAUGUGCCGCUGCCUCGCGACACGGAUUCGCCGGUCAAAGGGCGGUCCCCCAGCCCGGCGGCGCCGACUUCCAGAGCCAGCCCUAACCCGGACGGAUUGGACUUUCAGUCGGAGAAUAACAUAAGCAAUUAUAUCCGCUUUGCCGUGCGCGCUGAAGUCCAGCAACGCGAACCGUUUGUCGCAUUCUAUAAGUAUACUCGAUCGUGGAUCGAGUGGAUGACUAGCUCGAAGUCGAACACCACCAUAUCCUUCAUGGUCGGCGUGUUCUCCAUCAUGUUUUUCCGCGCUCUGUUUCUACCGCAUGAUCCGCAGGCGAUUCCCGACCUCGUGAAGCUGUCCAACUUCGCGCGGUCGUUCGAACCGUUGAUCUAUUAUUCGGAGAACGGGGUUCAGCAGAUUGGUACGCUGCAAGAGACGGGCGUCGCGGUCUGGGACCUGAGCGAAUCUGUGCGCAGUACGAAUAUGACCAGCGCUCCGAUCAUCGUGGACCAGCUGGAUGAACUGUCGGAAUCUUUGAAGGGGCUGUCGAUGGAACUGACGCGCUUCUUUGCCAAUGUGGAUUCUGACGUCGACUCCAUCUUGAUUGUCAUGGACUGGGCCAAGCGAGAAUUAGAAACCAUAUCAUCGCAACCACCGAGUGGAUUGCCGACGAUUGUCUUUGACAACGUGCACGAGUUGCUGUCGCGACUAAGUCCGCUCGAGCGCACUGCUGCACCUAGUGGUGACGGCGGGGGAGAAUUGGCCGCAUCUUCCACUCCCACGACUUUUGGACAUGUAGUAACCGCUCUCUUUGGCCAAACGUCUGGCCAGCGCACGCGCGCCGCCCUCUCGCGCACAUUCACCGAAUUCCUCUCCGUUCUGGAAGAGUCUAUCAACAGCGAACUAACCCACUCAGCAUCCCUCUUUUUGCUCUUCGAGUCCAUCGACCGCCAGUUCCUCAACCUCCAGCGCACGGUGGUGCGUGAGUCGGACGCCCAGGAGCGCGCGGAAGGCGAGAUGCUCAGCUCGCUUUGGACUCGGGUUCUCGGGCCCAAUGCGGCGGUGGUGCGCAAAUACGAAAAGAACAAGCGACUCCUCGCCAGCGUGCGCAGUCGCACAGUCGCCAACAAACACCUGCUCAUGGACCACCGCGGCCGCCUGAUGUCCCUCAAGAUCAACCUCGAGACGCUGCGGCGCAAACUCGUCAGUCCCCUCGUCCGACCGAAUGACUCCUCCAACUUCCUCGGCGCCGGCGACUCGGGCAAUGGCCGAAGUAACGGUCGAAUGCUAGGCCCGGUCGAGGCCGUGAUCGACGGACAAAUCCGUGGACUCGAGGGCAGCUACGACUACCUCCGGUCUGUCCGAGAGAAACAAAAAGCGAAACUCCUCGAGAUGGUCUACGGAUCAGGACGCAGACUACAUAACUCUCUACUAGGAGACAGAACAGACGAUGCAGACACAGACGGAAUCGACGGAGCCUGAUGCGACAACGCAAGGAAUCGCUUUCUUUCCUUUUCCUUUUUUCAACUCCUCUCCUCUUCUCUACUCUGUUCAUAUCCGACCGACUCCGUCAUCCAUACAGCCUUGUCGCAUCUUCCUCGGCGUUGGACUAAAUCCGUCUUUUUGUCUCUCUGUCUGUCUCAUGGGAUCGGAGUUUUUCUUUUCGGCGUACAUCAGAGAAGAUCCGUCGAUCUACUGUUUCCUUCGUGUCGUUUCUG